Messenger RNA from Amoebophrya sp. A120, 5307 nucleotides. Lineage: Eukaryota; Dinophyceae; Syndiniales; Amoebophryaceae. The record is from the annotation of a GenBank genome assembly.
GCCGCUUUCUGAGAACGACGCAAGAAAGUGCUGACGAAAAGUUCUCUAUUCCCUCGCGAAAAGAUGAACAGCAAGAUGAACUACUACCGGAGGCCGAGCGUUGUGCCCGCCCGCACGAUGGUCCUAAACCUGCUACCCUGGUCGGCGACCACCACGUGUGCAGUUGUUUUUUUCGCCCUGAAGCUGAACAUCAGUGGCCUCAUCUCGCACAAUGUCCUUGACGCCCAUGCCCUGCGCACCACCGGGUUUGCGGAGAACAACAAGACCGGGACCAACGGAGAAUGCCCUUGCUGCGCAGGAGGAGCACAAGGACGUGGUGUCCUCGAGGGAGGUGAAGAUGCAGCAACAACUGCGCCUACUCCAGCAACGUGUUCGCGUCCUCGCGGAGCCUUUUCUCGGUUCGAGCGGAACACGAAACUUUUUAUGAAACGCACAAAAGAAAACGAAGAGGAGAAGAUCGACCCCGCUUGUCGUCGUCCAACAGCUGAGUUCUUGCCAGGUUCUUGUUUCAAUACGCAGCGGGACGACAAGCAAACGGCCUCUGGUGCUCCGGCUCCUGCGCAGGAAACACGAGGAUCGAUGGUGCAGCAGGAACAGCAGCAGCAGCAGCAACCCCAGCAACAGCAGAUCCACCUGGAGCAGCACCUUCCCGUAUCGCCGCCGCAACCGGGGCAAGUGGUCCACCCCGGGAGCUCCUCCCCCGGCUUGUGUCCAGGAGAAAGAACCGAAAAAGGUGCGGUCCUCCCAGGAGGUGAAGUCGUGUGGUACUCGCCCGGUCACUACGCCGUCCUGGGCCCGGACGGCAAGCUUCACCUCCAGAAAUCGGAUGGUGUUACGCCGCCGAAUGACGUUGCGUGCCAAGAACUCGUAUCAAAUGUAAAAAUGGCUGGGUCAGUCUGGAAGAGUCAGGCUGUUUUUGCAUGACAAAGAAGGUCUGGCACGGAAGCUCUAGCAUCACAGGUUUCGAGAAGCUUCCGCAAUGCCGAAUCCGCAUGACAGAUCCCCCAUUUUGGUGACAGAAAGUGGGCAACUUUUGCUGCCUAUACAUGGGAGAUUUUUCUGUGUUCUGGAAUGCGCAUCACAAGUUUGUAUUCUUCCAGACCCAGACCUCUUUGCAAUGCAUAACUCGGGUGGGCCGUGGUCAUGUGUGAUCUGGAUACAAAGACCGGUCAGCUUAUGGAUGUGUCAGGAUCGAAAUCGACAAAAGCGAAAAAUUUGCGAUGCAUAAAAUGUACGGCACUGAAGGCCUGUAUUGGGGAGCAGGCAAAUGAGACCGAUUGUAAGCCCGUUUAGGGGUAUGCAAUGUAGUGCUGCCAGAGUAGCAUUACAGGAGGAGUCUUCUUUGCCCAAACAGCAUGACAGACUGGAUUUGGGUACUUCCGAAAUUUGUCAUGCGCCACAUGGAAACUGAGGCUCCAACUGACAUCGAUUUUGUGCAUCACAAAUUUUUCGAUUUUGUAAAUUUCGCCUCUGACACUUCCAUACAGCUAUGCCGGAUUGCGGAAAACUGUCCACACAACGACGAAAUGAAAAGGCGAGCGCACAGCAUGUUGUUGGAACAACAAAAGCAGAAAAAACAACUAUUGCUGCAGGAACAGCAGCGACUGCAUGAGCAGCAGAGACUGCUCGAGCAACAAGGCAGCGCUCGUGUGGUCGACGCGGCAGGCGUAGGACUACUAAAGCGUGGCUCCUGCCCGUCCAGCAGUCCUGGAGUGCCAGCACCUCCUGCUGGACAUCAAAACACUGCCGCACAGCAAACGCCAAAGUCGCCGGCUGCAGUGGCAGCUCCCUCUUCGACCACCACUAAAGAUGGGUAUAGUGACGAAUCGAUAUCGAGGUCAACACACGACCACUCUGCGCACCGAGAACCCCGUUCUUCGGCUGACGUCACGAUGAGUUCUUGUGGCGCGACUUCUACUACUGUAUCAGGUGGAGAUUGCCCCGGCAGCAGUGCAGCAAAUGUGCAGUUCUACAGUCCUCCGUGGCCACAAGCGGGCGGAAUGUGGCAGGUGAUGCCGCAUCAUAAUCCGGCAAUGGCUCUUCACUGCUCUCCGGGACAGGCACAGCCAUCCCCGUUAGUUGUAUCCCCUUGUCCUUUCGUGUGGGCCGCACCAGCAGCUCCGUACAACGACCCGGGAAAAAAUGAUGGCAGCAACUCUAUGCCGAACAACUACACGUGGGCUUGGUGCAGCCCCUGCGCUACUUACACCUCCGUGCCAGCACCUCCUCCCGGACAACUACACGGCCCUGCAGAUACUACAGGGACGAGUGGUGCCACUCCCACUACGCCACAGGCAGGAGGGGGCCCGGCGGUCUUCCCAGACUGUAACACUGCAAGCACUGCGUCGGGCGCCGUGAACACAGUGGCAGCAAAGGAGAUUGUUUCUGCGCCGGAGGCGGAGCACGAGACAAAUAACAUUUUUGGUGAUCAAGAACUGUGUAGUCGUGCUGAGACCACCACCACGACCCACGCGCAAUCCUCGCAGGACCUGUUUCGCUCGGCGUUACGACGUGCUUCAGGGGAGCCUAGGUUUUCGCAGGCGGCCCACGAGAAGAUGCUGGCGGCUAGGGAACAACACACGACUUCUCAGCGGCCGCGCGAAAAGUCAACCUCUCGGGCAGCCCAUAGGCACGACCAGCAACCCGCCCGCAGGACCACAAGCGUGGUCCCCCCUCCUGCAAAGAGAGCGGACGGUGGGCCGUUACGCCCCGGAAAGGUGGAAGGGCAAGCGGGGGCGGGUUCUGUAAAAAAUGCACCUGCUGAAGAAACCAGUCCGGGAGGACGAGCAGCAACAGGGACGAAGCAGCCUCCACUAUAUGUGCCGCCGCAGAAAAGAGCUGGAGCAGAAGCUGGAUCACUGCUUCAUCCGGGAGAGGAGUUUUAUUCUGGCGAAUUUAGUUAUGAUUUUGCGAACAUAGCUGGACCGAGCACACACCAUCCCGACGCCGGAUCUUUCAACGUGGCUCGCCCCCCACGAGGCCCGUCGCCGCCAGGGUCUCGUCCUGACUCGCCGCAGCAUGCGCAGCCGCCCUCUUUCGACGGAGGCAUGGUGCAAGCGGCUGCUGCUCCCGGGAAAGACAGUGCUAUCGUUCUGGAACAAGGGCAGAAAAAUCCUACUAAGCAGCUCUUGCGAGGAAAGAGAAACCGGUCGCAACCUUCGCGCGGGACAAGCAAGCCGCCAGGGGUGUGGCUGCGACGGGAUAAAAAUCGGGAUGAGAUGACACAACAACCCAGAGGACACAGUAUGUACGACGGUGACCAACGGAAAGGUUCGUACCCUGAACAGAGCGCCCGGUCGCCCUCGCGCGGGAGAAGCAAGCCGCCAGGAGUGUGGCAGCGAGGGGCUGCUCGGGAUAAGAUGACACAACAACCCAGAGGACAGAGUAUGUACGACGGUGGCCAACGGAAGGAUUUGUACGAUGAACAGAGCGCUACUGAUUCGCUGGGCCAACAGGAUGAUUUGUACUCUGAAGAGAGCGCUAGCCGGUAUGUAACUGAUUCGCCGGGCAGCUCGUUGCUCACGGACCAUCUAGUAUCCAGGAAAAAAAGUGUGUAAGUGUAACUUUCUUGGAGGAACAGCAUCACAAAUUUGUUCUGCAUGACAGAGAAAACCUCUCAUGCGUGGUUUGUAAGGGAAAACACAAAUAAAAAGAGGACUUCAUGCUUGUCUGGCAUGACAGGUGUAACUCUGUUGCAUGUUCUGCAUGACAGAGUUACACUAUACACACUUUUUUUCUUGCAUAUCUAGUUGCGCUUGGUCAUUACCAUGGAGAGUCUGGACCCUACGGUGAUUAUCCUGAGUAAAAACGUCCCCACACCAGAGUUGUCAUGCAGAUUUGCAAGCACAGGAACAUUUGUAAUGCGCAUCGCCAGGAGAGGCAUUUUUAGUCGUGUUUUGGAAUUUGUAAUGCUGUAAACAGGAUGAGCAGAUGGAUUUCUGAUGCAGCUUGCCUUGCGAACCUGCACUACACUACGGACUGCAACUUGUGAUGCGUGACCCCCAAAAGUUCUAGGUUUGUGUUGCGAAAUCCCCAUCUUGACUCUGGUGUGGGGAUGUUUUUACUCAGGAUAGUGAUUUUGGCUAUUAUUCCUUUCAGCCGGAUGAAACUGGCGAACAAUAGAUGGCUCGCCCCACAGAAAACGCAGGGGCUCGAGCGCGAGUUCUUUUGCUCGCGGCCCCUCUUCAGUAAAGAGGGCCGUUUCUCGGCCCUCUGCGAACGGUUGUAUACGUUUCUCGGCCGAAGGACCCGGCGAAUGGUUGUAUACGUUUUUGAGGGUAGUUCGACGAGCUUAUCAAGGACUACAAAAAGCUCACUUAGAAAUUUUGAUGCUGCGAGCAACGAUAUAAAGACUUGACUUCUGAGUGGUUUUUGCUAAACAAAUUGAAGACGUAACUGAGUGUUGGCAUUUUUAGUGGCAGAAAGAAUUGAUUUUCUGCCAAAUGCCUAAUAUCACGUGAAUCGCAAAAAUGCCGUAGGUUGUUAAAUUCAUCUCUUUGAACAAUAGAAAAGCACAUUCUAAAAACUCUCGCCCCAAUAUUAACAGUGGUUUACUUUUAUCAGAACGAGACAAGCUAUGCCGCAAAAAUGCGACAACGCUGCUCCUUCACAAUUUUCGAAAAUUUCUCGAAACGGUAUCACGAAGCUCCUGCUGCUCGUCAACACAUUGGGAGCUACAACAAUCUCUUCCGCAGCAAAUAAAGUUAGAUUUUUAUUCACGUCAAGAGUGGCACUAGGCCCAGCGUCGUUUUCAAAAAUAUAAUAUCGAAACUACAUAAAAGGCACUAAAUACACGUUUCAGGUUGUUCUCGCUCUCCAUACGCAUACAGAUACAUACAGUAGAAAAAACAUAUAUGAACAAAUCGAGUGCGCGUAGCAAAAGCGCCAUAUCACAUACCACCGCUGCUUGCCAUCGUGUACGAUGUCUGAACUGUUUAUGAAAACUGGCACAGCAUAUGUAUCCAUUUCGGAAUGCUGGCAGGGUACUAGUUGUAGUGCUGUAUGAAUACUACAAGAACAACAUGCUCGUAGAUGAAUGGAUUUUUGACGUAGAAGAGUUUCGCAUUUUUCAACACAACCCCCGCCCAGGGUGUUUAUGUGUACCAGACGUUUUCUACUCUCCUGUACGCAAAGCCUUCCCUUGAUGUCACAGCUCGAAGAUUCGUUCGAGACUGACAGGACAAGCGGUUCUGUUUACCGGUUUUGCAGUAGUACAGGGACCUGAAAAUGUUGAAUAGGACUACAGCAAGAACUUUUUUCCCAUCAGUGUCCAAGCCACAGCAAGGGCAGAAGUAGAGACAAAUCGAG